Molecule: messenger RNA, 3330 nt
Organism: Aspergillus nidulans FGSC A4
Lineage: Eukaryota; Fungi; Ascomycota; Eurotiomycetes; Eurotiales; Aspergillaceae
Product: RNA-binding ribosome biosynthesis protein MAK21
Exons: 4
Coding region: 1-3330 (1109 amino acids)
Source: RefSeq, a predicted model, not a curated record
AUGGCUAAAGGCAAAGGAAAGCAGUCGACUGGGGCUAACUCGGUUCCCGUCAAGAAUGACACAACCGCCAGGCCAUCAAACGACGGUGCCCUUUCCCAGCUGGAAGAGAGUGCCUUUGCGGGUCUCCGCCAAAAGAUCGAACAGAGGCUAAAGGACGGUGCUGCGAAACAGAAGUCGAAGAACAAUAAAUCGAAGACGGCUCCUACUGCCGAUACGAAUAAUGCCAAGGGUGGUGCAACGAAGUCCGAUACGAAGUCCAAAUCUCCUUCCGACAGCAACGUCAAGGGCAAGAAACGGGAUCGCAACGGUGAUGUGAUUGAGAACAAGGAUAGCGAGAUAUCUAAGUCGGAUAAGAUUGAUGACAAUGAUACCUUGCGACAAGAAAUCUUGGCCCUCGGAGGUACCGAGGAGGAUUUUGAUUUGCUUGCGGGUGUCGAUUCAGAGUCGGAAGUCGAGGACACAAAGCCCUCCAAGAAAUCGCAAGGAUCCGCCGAAGACUUGAGAAAAGAGCUGUCAAGCAUUCUUGCGGCUGCAGGCCAGGUUGUCCCGGAUGACCUCGCAGAUGACGAGGUAGAAGAGGUGGAGGACGAAGAGGAAGAGGAAGAGAAUGAAGAUGAAGAUGGAGAGGGAGAAGCGGCGGACGAGGCCGAGUCUGCUGAAGAGCAGUCCAGCCCAGAUGACGAAUCUGAAGAUGAGACUUCUCAACAAGUCAAUCAACCGGCAAAGAAAGAGGUCAAGGAAACAGCACCGGAAGUCAUAUACCCGAAAGAGUUCUCGAAACUUCUCGUCUUACCUCGAUCAGAUUGGUACAUGACCGCCCUCCCUGCCAUUUCGACCAAGCAAGCUGCUACCGGCCUUCCACGCUAUUUAGUCGACCGCGUGCACGCCUAUGCCAUAUCGCUACUCGAGAAUGAAAACAAGGUGUACGCAGAGGCUCAACAGGCCUCGGCAUCCUCCUCAUACAAGUUCUACAGCACCAUUAUGACGACCGGAACCCUCAGUGACAAAAUCUCGGCUUUGACGCUGGCCGUACAAGAGUCGCCUUUGCACAACACAAAAUCAUUGGAGAACUUAGUCGCGCUUGGAAAGAAGCGCAGCCGUGCCCAGGCGGUCGAAGUUCUUCGUUCACUGAAGGAUAUGUUUGCGCAGGGUACAUUGCUGCCGAGUGACCGUCGGCUUCGUUCGUUCGCGAAUCAGCCAGCCCUUAUUGCUGCGUUUCAAAAUGCCGGUAGCAAGUGGACUGAAGGUGCCCCCCUCCCUGGCGGUCUCAAAAACAGCCACCUGAUUGUCUGGGCGUAUGAGCACUUCCUAAAGGACCAGUAUUUCGAGGUGCUGAAGAUCCUGGAGGUGUGGUGCAAUGAUGAGAUUGAGUUCUCUCGUUCCAGAGCGGUCAGCUACGUCUUUGAGCUGCUUAAGGAGAAACCAGAGCAGGAGGCCAAUCUCCUGCGACUGCUUGUCAACAAGCUCGGCGACACAUCCAAGAAAAUUGCGUCUCGGGCGUCAUACCUACUCCUGCAACUUGAACAAUCUCACCCGCUGAUGAAGCCAACCAUUAUCAAGGCGGUUGAAGAAGUUCUUUUCCGACCGGGUCAGAGCCAGCACGCUAAGUACUACUCCAUCAUAACCUUGAAUCAAACCGUAUUGAGCGCCAAGGAAGAACAAGUUGGAGUUCAGUUGCUCGAUAUCUACUUCUCUCUCUUUGUGGUUUUGCUUAAGCCUAAGAAACAUGUCAACCCUAAGGGUGACACUAAGCAUGGAAAGGGCAAAAAACGAGGUGGGAAGGACAAGAACAACGCUGAGACGCAGAAUGAGGAGAUGCAGGACAAGCUGAUAUCGGCGGUUUUGACCGGUGUCAACCGAGCUUAUCCAUUCACUAGCUCAAAUACCGAGAGGCUUUCGAAGCACAUCGAGACCCUCUUCCGCAUCACGCACUCAUCAAAUUUCAAUACUAGCAUCCAAGCACUCAUGCUGAUUCAGCAGCUGACAUCAACUCAUCAAGUAUCCAGCGACCGUUUCUACCGAACUCUCUACGAAUCCCUGCUUGACCCUCGGGUUGCUACCUCUUCGAAGCAGUCCAUGUAUCUCAACGUGUUAUUCAAGGCGCUCAAGAACGACGUGAAUACCCGACGAAUCAAGGCAUUUGUGAAGCGCAUUGUCCAGGUUCUUGGCCUGCAUCAGCCUGCUUUCAUUUGCGGAGUUUUCUAUCUGAUCCGUGAGCUGGAGAAGACUUUCAUCAGUCUGCAAUCUCUUUAUGAUCAGCCGGAAGACAAUGAAAGUGAUGAGGAAGAAGUAUUCAGGGACGUUCCUGAUGAAGAUGAUGUCCAAGAGCCAGCACCAGUGCCCGAAGAGAAAUCCAUACCUUCCAACCGCUAUGACCCCCGUAAGAGAGAUCCAGAGCACAGUAACGCUGACAAGGCGUGUCUCUGGGAAAUACUCCCUUACCUAUCUCAUUUCCACCCGUCCGUUUCAGUCAAUGCAACUCAUCUACUGGAGCACCAGCCGAUGAGCGGAAAGCCCGACAUGACUCUGCACACAUUGACACACUUCCUCGACCGCUUUGUCUACCGAACGCCAAAGGCAACGGCUUCUACGCGCGGCUCUUCGCUUAUGCAGCCACUUGCUGGCAGCGAGGCAAAGGACAGGUUAGUCACUACCAGCCAGCACAGUCAACAACUACCGCUCAACUCGGAGGCAUUCUGGAAGAAGAAAGCCGAAGACGUUGCGGCGGAGGAUGUCUUCUUCCACGAGUACUUUAGCCGACUUGGUAAGGACAAGGAGAAGGCCCAAAGGAAGAAGAAGAGCAAAGACCCGGUUGAGCGGGAUGAGGAGGGCGAUGUGGAUGACGACGACCUCAGCGACCAGGAGUCUGAAAUCUGGAAGGCACUUGUUGAUUCAAGGCCGGAGGUUGAAGGCCCAGGUGAUAGCGAUGAUGACUUGGAUCUUGAUGACCUCGAGUCGGCUUACGACAAAUCCGACGAUGAGGGUGACGAAGACGAGGUCAUCUUCAACGAUGAAUCUGAUGAGGAGAUGGAGGACGUUGAAGAGGAAGACGCUGCGGCCAAGGUCAAGGCAGCCAAGGCUAAGAGCCGAACUUCCAAGGACGACGACCUCGAGGAUGAAGAGGCCUUUGACAUGGACGUUUCAGACGAGGAGGCCUUUGUCGACAGCGACGAGGACUUGCCGUCCGAUGUCGAGCUGGGAGGAGUGGAACUCCCCAAGGAAGACGACAAGGCCGGGCGGAAGAAGAGGCGCAAGCUCAAGCACCUGCCGACAUUCGCGUCGGUCGACGACUAUGCGGCCCUGCUUGCUGGAGAGGACGAGGGGAUGUAA